AGCUACUUUCAUGUUUACUUUGAGUACAACUUUUGCCUCCCCUCUGUGAUUGGACUCGCCCAACUCUUACCUUUGACCUCCGGCAUCAUUCAUUUUAAAUCCCCAGCUAAUCCAUCGCAGGGGGUCGGAGCCAUGUUGGCCGGAUAUGCAGCUGGGGGUUGAGGAACAACAGUUUCACCGGGACGAGGCUACCAUGGCAUCCACAUCAGGACUGUACAGACAUGAGUCCAGGGGUCACAGCAAAGCCAUCUUACACAACCUGAACCAACAACGCAUCGAAGACUCGCUCUGUGACGUCACCAUCCUGGUUAACGGGCAGCGUUUCCGGGCACACCGGGCAGUUCUUGCUGCCUGUAGUAGCUACUUUAACUCCGUGUUCACCAGGAAGGAGGUCAGUAGCAUGCAAUAUGUUGAAAUCACAGACAUCACAGCCGAGGGGUUCAGUCAGAUACUGGAACACACAUACACCUCGAGUCUGGACUUGAACCCCGACAACGUUGGAUCGGUGUUGGAGGCAGCACAGCUUCUCAAGGUCACCUCUGUUUCGGAAGUCUGUUCAAAGUUUCUCCACAAGUUGAACAAGCAGGAGAGGCCAGGGGAGGAUAAGAGUGAGCACAGUAAGAGUUUCAGUGACUGUGAUGAGGAAAAGUGGGACGUGUUGGGGAAUGAAGGACAACUAGACGACAGCGUGUCGACAGAUGGCCAACAGGAUAACGAUGAUGAUGAUGAUGAAGAUUAUGAACUUCCCGGCUCUCAUUCAAGCUUCGGACUAGAAGAAGGACACUCAAAGAGAAAGAUACAUAGUGGUGGAGAAGGUGGAGAUGAAAGAAAAGUGGCUCCAUUGAAAAUCAAAAUGCCUUCCUUGAAAAGGCAGAAGGUAGAUGAAAGUGGGGAAGAAAGUGCGUCUGAUGUGAGCUUUUCGAACACAACUGGCUUGGAGGAAGGAUCGUUGGCGUGCGAAGUCUGCGGGAAGAUCUGUUCCAACCUACACAACCUGAAGCAGCACGUCAGAUCGCACAGCAAGGUCAAGCCGUUCGGCUGCAAGAUCUGCGGGACGAAGUUUGUUCAGUUCGGACACAUGCAGCGACACGAGAAACAGCACGAGAUCGAGUCCACCCUUCCAUUUGAGUGCAGUAAGUGUGACACUGGCUUUGCUGUGCACACCCUGUUGGCCCACCACAUGAAGGAAUUACAUGAGGAAGAAACAGAGGCGCUCUGUCGCUGUAAAGUGUGUGGACAGUGUUUUAAUGAGUCAGUUGCCCUACACACCCAUCUGAAAAAGCACUUAGGUGGGCCGCCAUACGAAUGUGAACAUUGUAGAAAGCAGUACUCCGACCAGUGGAAGUUGAGUAAACACAAAGUCACCCACACCCGGGUAUCCACGCCGAGAAAGUCCAACCCCGCCGUAAACCGCCAGAUGGAAAAAAUCUCCACCUUACAGAUGAAAAAGAUACAAAUGGACGGGAAUCCGUACGAAUGCAGUGUUUGCAACACGGAUUUCCAAGAACUGACUGACUUGAUGCAGCAUGUGCACAACACCCACACCAAUGAAGAGUAUCCCUUCCGAUGCAAGCUUUGCAAGAAGUCCUUCCAGCAGCACUUUGCCUUGUAUGGCCACAUGUCCAGCCAUGUCAAGAAGGAUGAGAAGAAGUGUGAGAUUUGCGACAAAGUCUUCAAGGACAAGUGGAAGUUAAAGCGCCACAUGGGCGUACACGAGAGGUCGAGGAUGUCCACGCUCACCGGAACGCCAAUCGCCGCGUCUCUUGCAGAGGAGGCUGCAAAGAAACAAGAGGGUUCAGAUGGCUAUGAUUGUGAGGUGUGCGGAGCAAAGCUCAAAUCAAAGAAAAUCCUGAAAUGCCACCUGCGGCUGCACACGGGGGAGCACCCCUACACGUGUGGCGAGUGCGGCGCCACCUUUGUGCACAGAAACCAGUAUGACAUGCACAUGAGUAAGAUGCACACAGGAGAGUUCCCCCACAUGUGCGAGAUUUGUGGCAAGCAGUUCCGAAUCAGGUCCAUCCUACUGACCCAUGUCAAGAAACAUAAUAUGGAACGGUCCUACAAAUGUGACCAGUGUCCCCAGGCCUUCUUUGUGCGAGUGGAACUCGAACGGCAUAAAAGGAUACACACAGGUGAGAAACCGUACGUUUGUGAUCUGUGCGGUUCACGUUUCUCCACAACUUCCGGUCUGUACGCUCACCAGCGCACACACUCGGCCGUGCGAGAACACAAGUGUGAAGUCUGCGGUAAGACGUUCAGCCAGCUCCACACCCUGAAGCAGCACCGGAGCACCCACUCCCUCCCGUACCGCUGCCACGUGUGCGGGAAGGGCCACGCACGACUCGGGAAGCUCCGCGAACACGUCCUGAAGUCUCACGGAGAGAACGAAGUCGCCCAAGUGCCCAAACCUCGCCGAAAGGGGCCGAACUACCCAACACGGGAAGACCAGUACCCGUCAAUGUCUGGAGUGGAGUCAGUACAACCAGAGCCUCCUUCAGCCACAGAGUUUGCCAACCAAGAAGAGUCCGCAUCGCCGUCUCAUCAUGAUCUCAGUGCAGAUUACGCCAGCGACGCUAGUAAUGAGUCGUCUAGCGCUCCAGACGAGGUGCCCAACAGGCCGUACCCCCAGACCUCCUCCAUCGAUGUGAACAUUCAAGACUUGCAGGAGCAGCAUGCUCGAGCCUUACAGAUGGUAGACCAGCUCCAGGCCCAGCAGAACAGGCCCCCGCCCCUCGGGAUUCCCGAGCUUCACAACGAACCGGUCACCACCGCCCAGCAACAGCCACAGACAACCCUGUACCAUCAGCAGUCCAGGACCAUUAACAUAGGGGAGCUAAGGAACCUAGGAUUUGAUCCCACCACCCCUCACAGGCCCCCUGUCCCUGCGCCACCCCCUGUACCCCCACAUACCAUACCCCAAGGGUACGGUCCUUAUAACCUCCCCCCCACCUUUCCACCAAUGAUGUCUCAGCUCAUGCUCAACCCCUCGUCAGAGGAAAGUGGCUUACCAUACGGACACUAACAACAGUAGAUAGCGCUAAGUCACCUUUAUCCACUGGGUAAACGGGGUAACCUAAAUCCGUUGUCUCUAAACAGAGGGUAUUUAGGGACAUGAAGUUAACGGACGGCAGUUUCAAAUUGCAACAUUUUCACAAUUGUGUAGUUUUAAAUCACCGUCCGUCAACAUGAUGUCCAUAAGUACCCUGUUUUUAGAAACAACGGAUAUAGGUUACCACCGAAUAAAGGUGAACUAGCGAUAGCUGUUGGACAUAUGUUCCUGAACUUCCUGAACUGAAAUCCAAGGCCAGUGGUCAAUAUAAAAUGAAAUGAAAUGAAAUGUGACAGAUUAACAUACUAAUGAAUGACAUCUAUUUAUGCAUUUGUUGUUAAGACAGAGACAAUGUACAUAUAAUGUAUUUAGAUAAUGAAAUGUAUAGUUUUUCUUUUUAACAUUUUAUAGCUAUUUGUAUUUAGAUUACUAGUACAUGUAGAAGCAGAGAAAAUAUCUAACAAGGCAUUGAGUUAAUCUAUCUCUCUUCCUAGUGAUUUAUAGCCUUUAUCUUGUGAAAGCUAGAAUAAUGCCUAGAUAUUGUAUUUAACAUAGCUUUGUAAUUGUUGCACAUACAUGUUUAUUGCUUUUGAAUAACAGAAAAGCAUGUGCAUGUACAUGAAUUUUAGUUUUUAAUAAGGUGUAAGUUUAUAGAAUGAAAGGAGGCAAUCUCUUGUUUGACCCUUUUAUAUGACCUAAAUACCAUAUGCAAUUUUUUCUCAAGUUUCAUUCUUUUCUUUAACUAGUUAAUGAAAACUUGAGUCCGAGGGUCAUGACUAUCUAAGACGUUCACAUCUCACUGUCUCUAGCUUUGAGACUGUUAAUUGUCAGCCCCUAGAACUUUACAUAAGGAGUUCAGUGACAGUUGACAUUAGCCUGAUUACCAAACCCCAGCCCGACCGAUCUCAAGUAUCUGAGGUUGGGGUAUGGUAUCCAGGCUAAGUUGACAUGGACAAUAUAACUUACAGCAAAACAUUAUACAUGUACAACAAAACUCAACAAUUGUAGAUUGGGACCAGUCCACUUCACCAUUGGGUAGAUAGUUAUCCAGGGCUCGAAAUACUGGGUGCAUGUGCACCCAGGUGCACCCAAAAUUGAAACUGUACACCCAAUUUUUUUCAGUGGGUGCACAGGGUGCACCCAAAUAUUUUCUUAGGUUUAUGUAUGGAAAGAUAUCAAGUAUACUAGUAUACAUCAUAUUCUUGACAUCUAAGUGUUAGAAAGGUAAUAAAAAUGUCUGUCAUGUUACUUGUUUAAGGAUUUGAUAGCUUGUAACUAAGUUUUGUUAUUAGGUUUUUUGACAUUCUACUUAAAUUUAAGUGGUGCACCCAAAAUUUUUUUUGUGCACCCAAUCUUUUAAGCUGGGUGCACCAGUGCACCUAAUCUCAAAAAUGAAUUUCGAGCCCUGGUUAUAAGAAGAUGUUAUAGUCUUACUGUUGCAGGUGUUGAAACUUUUCACUUACUGAAAUGUUGAAAGUGCAAUUUUGUUGCAAAAGUAUACACUCACUGUAACAUAGCUAUUGAUAAUAAUGUUGCUGUAGAACUAUCUUUGUAAUGAUAAACAUAGAUGGUCAUAAUUACCUUAUAGCCAUCAUGUUAUAAUUUGAAUGGUCAUAGACCCAUAAUUAUGAUCUUAUAAUGUAAUCAUGAUGGUUUAAAUGUCAUCUGCAAUGUGUUAAACUUUAUAGACAAUGUAAUCAUCAAGUGCAAAGCUGUUCAGUUUCUGAUGUGCAAGCCAUUGAGUUAGCUUGAAGGAUAUGAAAUAUAUUCCUAUUUAGUUAAGGUAUAGAUAUCUCCUGAAAAGGUAUGAUUUUCUAUUUUUAGGCACUAUUGAACUGUUAAACAUGAAUAUUGUGUAUGGAACUUAUUUAAUUGUAUUUUAGAAAUCUUGCUAAUUGCUUAUCUAUGAACCUAUUUACUACAUAACAUUACCUGGCAAAGUGUAAUAGACUCAUUAUACAUUGAGGUUUACUGUACAUACUUGUCAGAAAUGUUCAGUAGUUCACUUCAUGAUAGUCGCAAUAGUCUUGAUCAGUAUUUAAUAUACACUUAUGUUUCAUAUGCAACAAUAUACCUAGACUACCUGACUGCAUCUUAAUAUCUCAAAGACAAACCUUAAUUAGUCAAUUGCUUGAAUGUUAAUGAAUCUUAAUUAUCUAUGUAGUACAAUUAUGAAUACAAAUGAAUAUGCAAGCACUGUUUUAUGUUUGCGCAACUACAAGUAGUUGAUCUUAUAGUUACUCUGGCUAAUGAGUUUAUUAUUAAAUUCACGCAAUUUUAUCAUAGUCAUUUGGAUAUCGAGAGUUCAACUGUGAUGGUAAUAUUUAAUAGUAUUAUUUUUCAAAUAAAAACAGGUAUAACAUA
Molecule: messenger RNA, 5413 nt
Organism: Branchiostoma floridae (Florida lancelet)
Lineage: Eukaryota; Metazoa; Chordata; Leptocardii; Amphioxiformes; Branchiostomatidae
Product: zinc finger protein 227-like
Exons: 4
Coding region: 146-3022 (958 amino acids)
Biological process (GO): regulation of transcription by RNA polymerase II
Cellular component (GO): nucleus
Molecular function (GO): protein binding; RNA polymerase II cis-regulatory region sequence-specific DNA binding; DNA-binding transcription factor activity, RNA polymerase II-specific
Source: RefSeq, a predicted model, not a curated record